AUGGUCACUUGCACUGUGAAUGGGGUACAAUUUCUAGAUUCUAUGUGUGAUCUCGGUGCAUAUGUUAGCAUUAUGCCCCUCUCCGUCUACCAUAUAUUGAGGCUACCACCAUUGAAGAGGUCAACGGCAAGAUUUGUUUUAGCAGACAAAAGCAUAAUAACCGUGACGGGUGUUGCAGAAGAUGUACUAGUAAAUAUAAAAGGGUUGGUGUUUCCGAUUGAUUUCUAUGUUCAUGAGAUGCCAUCAAGCGAGUCCGAGAGGGCAUCAUCUAUUCUACUUGGGAGACCAUUUUUGAGGACCUCUAGAUUCAAGUUAGAUGCCUACUCGGGAACUUACUCGUUUGAAAUAGAUGGGAGAGUCGUGAGUUUUAGCCUGGAAGAAGCAGUGAAACAUCCAUCGGAGAAUCAUUCUCUAUUCCGGUGUGACCCAAUUCACAAUAUUGUGGCCGAGGUGCAUCUUGCAAAGUUAGAUGAGAACCACAUGAUUGAAGACACAAAUGAAGAUCCAAUCGAAGCAAACACAUUACCCCAUCCGGACCAUCUGGAAAUUCAAACUUCAAGCCAAGACCAAAAGGUAGAACUAAAGCCACUACCACCCCACCUAAAGUACUCAUAUCUUUAUGAAGCCCACAAGUUCCCUGUGAUCAUUGCAAAGGAACUAAAUCCUCAACAAGAAGAAAAGUUGAUAUGCAUCUUGAGGAAGAACAAAAGGGCCAUAGGGUGGAAUUUGGCGGAUCUAGUGGGAAUAAGCCCCCAAGUAUGCGAGCACUGA
Molecule: messenger RNA, 771 nt
Organism: Arachis stenosperma
Lineage: Eukaryota; Viridiplantae; Streptophyta; Magnoliopsida; Fabales; Fabaceae
Exons: 1
Coding region: 1-771 (256 amino acids)
Source: RefSeq, a predicted model, not a curated record